Molecule: messenger RNA, 878 nt
Organism: Colletotrichum destructivum
Lineage: Eukaryota; Fungi; Ascomycota; Sordariomycetes; Glomerellales; Glomerellaceae
Exons: 1
Coding region: 137-739 (200 amino acids)
Source: RefSeq, a predicted model, not a curated record
UGGCAUUCUAUUCCUAUUCCUUUUCACCUGCUCUUGCACCACUUUCCAGCUUUUGUUUGCUCACCUGUCCUGUACAGACCGAAGUUGUAACCAUGGGCCCUGCUCGCCAAAUACAUCUGUAGAUAGGUAACUGCAAAUGGCUUCCUCGAGAUGUCAGUUCCUCGAGCUUCCCCUCGAGAUCCGGCUCGACAUCUACACCCACCUCCUCCUCCACCCUCCUCUCGAGAGACUCUGCCCGGCCCGGCCCCUGGUACGACUUUAUCCAGCUAUCCUCUCCGCCAGCCAACAAACUCACGCCGAGGGGACACCCAUUCUCUACACCAAGAACAUAUUUCUGGCGCACGCGAUGCUGCUCGCCUCCUUCCCGCGGUUGCGGUCCUGGUACCCACCCGUCCGAGAGCGCUCGGUGCUCCCGCGCAUCCGCCGCUUCCACGUCCGCGUGCGGCUUGACUGCGACCCAACUUUCGACGCUGGCGCCGCGACGGCGGCCUUCAGCGGUGUUGACGAGCUCGUAGUUGAGGUAUGGCAAGCCGUGUUCCAGGGGGCCGACCAUGACGCGUUGCGGGUGUUCGAGGGCGUCCGCGGCGUCAGGGACGUCAAGAUCUACGGGAGCACCAGGGGGUUUGAGGAGUAUGUGCGCUGGCUUGAGGAUGUGAUGCGUUGUGAUGCCGACGGCGGCGAGAGAACUGAAGCUGUCGAGAGGCGACGGCCGAGUCUCACUGUGAAAUUCAAUGCCUAGGUACUAAUAUUUGGGCUGGGUUUUGUGCCCAUGGUGUCUCAUUCCACAGACGCCGACCCUUUCAUUCUUGAUACUCUCGCAUCACUCUAGCGAACAGAUAAAUAGGGGUAACCACUCGCCCGAAUCAUUAACUCAAGAC